Lichtheimia ornata is the source of this 696-nucleotide messenger RNA. RefSeq lists its product as uncharacterized. Gene Ontology annotation, biological process: regulation of mitotic cell cycle. NCBI's taxonomy places the organism in Eukaryota, Fungi, Mucoromycota, Mucoromycetes, Mucorales, Lichtheimiaceae. The record is from RefSeq and is a predicted model, not a curated record. The coding region runs from base 1 to 696 and encodes 231 amino acids. Gene Ontology annotation, molecular function: histone binding; cyclin-dependent protein serine/threonine kinase activator activity; protein kinase binding. Gene Ontology annotation, cellular component: SCF ubiquitin ligase complex; cyclin-dependent protein kinase holoenzyme complex. The transcript has 5 exons.
AUGCUCGAAGAUCCCUUUCAAGAAUCAGAAGACAGCUUCAUUGUCGCCUCUGAAACUGCCAUCCCACCACCAGAGUCUUCUUCUCAACCAGUAGCAGCACCACAGCAACAAUAUGACCAGGAACAGGAACAGCUGUUGCAACAACAACAACAAAAGCAACAAAGACAACCACUGUCAACAGUGCCACAACCAGAGCCAAAGCAACAGAAGCCUAAAAAGUCAAAAGAAACAGCCCAUCAAACCAAUGCACCACCCAUGCCAGCAGAAAAAGAGAAGGUUCUAGAAAAGACACCUGAAGAGAAGGAACAAGAAAGGCGACAACAAGCACGCGAUGUCGAAGCCAACCUUGACCAGAUCAGAUUCUCCACAACGUACCAUGAUGAUGUAUACGCUUAUAGACAUGUGAAGCUUCCAAAGGCGAUUUCUCGGUGGCUACCGCAUUACAAGCCAUUGAAAGAAUCCGAAUGGCGAGCACUCGGUGUGCAGCAAUCAUCAAGUUGGGAGCAUUAUAUGGUUCAUGCUCCUGAACCACACAUUCUAUUGUUUCGCGAGCCCAUUGAAAAGUACAAAGCAAGGAUGAGAGAAAGAGAGAAACGAGAACAAGAACUUGCUGCUGCUGCUGCUGCUGCUGCUGAACAAGCAUCCGAGGAUCUUCCCGAGCCAUCACGACCAAGCAAACGUCAAAAGGCUGAGUAG